CCUCGCCCCGUCCCAGGGUGACGGGAGCCGGGCUCCGAGCCCUCAGUCUGCCCGAGCUCUGGAUGUGGGCGCCGGACGAGUGCAAGGCGCCCCCACCCAAGAUGGACAGCCGCUACACCAGCACGGCGGGCAUCGGGGACUUGAACCAGCUGAGCGCGGCCAUCCCGGCCACGCGGGUGGAGGUGUCCGUGUCCUGCAGAAAUCUUCUUGACAGAGACACAUUCUCUAAAUCUGAUCCAAUUUGUGUCUUAUAUGUACAAGGAGUUGGAAAUAAAGAAUGGAGAGAGUUUGGAAGAACCGAAGUAAUCGAUAAUACUUUAAAUCCUGAUUUUGUAAGAAAAUUUAUUCUGGACUACUUUUUUGAAGAAAGGGAGAAUCUUCGUUUUGACUUGUAUGAUGUUGAUUCAAAGAGCCCCAACUUGUCCAAACAUGACUUUCUGGGACAAGUGUUUUGUACGUUGGGGGAGAUUGUUGGUUCACAGGGAAGUCGCCUGGAAAAACCAAUAGUAGGAAUUCCAGGGAGGAAGUGUGGUACCAUCAUACUUACAGCAGAGGAAUUAAACUGUUGCAGGGAUGCUGUUUUGAUGCAAUUUUGUGCAAACAAAUUGGACAAGAAGGACUUCUUUGGAAAAUCAGAUCCUUUUCUUGUAUUUUAUCGAAGUAAUGAAGAUGGCAGUUUUACAAUUUGUCAUAAAACAGAAGUUGUCAAAAACACUCUAAAUCCUGUAUGGCAAGCAUUCAAGAUCUCAGUCAGAGCAUUAUGUAAUGGAGAUUAUGACAGAACAAUCAAAGUAGAAGUAUAUGACUGGGAUCGAGAUGGAAGUCAUGAUUUUAUUGGAGAAUUUACAACAAGCUAUAGGGAGCUGUCUAGAGGACAAUCACAGUUCAAUGUAUAUGAGGUGGUGAAUCCCAAAAAGAAAGGAAAAAAGAAAAAAUAUACUAAUUCUGGAACAGUAACUUUACUCUCUUUCUUGGUAGAGACAGAAGUUUCAUUCCUUGACUAUAUUAAAGGAGGAACACAAAUCAACUUCACAGUGGCUAUUGAUUUUACAGCAUCAAACGGCAACCCCGCUCAGCCCACUUCUCUCCACUACAUGAAUCCUUACCAGCUGAAUGCCUAUGGCAUGGCACUGAAAGCAGUGGGGGAAAUCGUUCAAGAUUAUGACAGCGAUAAGAUGUUCCCAGCUCUAGGUUUUGGUGCAAAACUGCCUCCAGAUGGAAGGAUAUCUCAUGAAUUUGCUUUGAAUGGAAACCCUCAAAAUCCCUACUGUGAUGGCAUUGAGGGGGUCAUGGAAGCUUACUAUAGGAGUCUGAAAUCUGUACAACUCUAUGGGCCAACCAACUUUGCUCCUGUAAUUAAUCAUGUAGCAAGGUAUGCAGCUUCUGUAAAGGAUGGCUCCCAGUAUUUUGUGCUCCUGAUUGUGACAGACGGCGUUAUUUCAGAUAUGGCUCAAACUAAGGAGUCCAUAGUUAACGCCUCAAAACUUCCAAUGUCGAUAAUUAUAGUAGGUGUUGGACCAGCAGAAUUUGAUGCAAUGGUCGAAUUGGAUGGAGAUGAUGUAAGAGUCUCCUCCAGAGGAAAAUAUGCUGAAAGGGACAUUGUGCAGUUUGUGCCAUUCAGGGAUUACAUUGACAGAAGCGGAAACCACAUAUUGAGCAUGGCUAGAUUGGCUAAAGAUGUCCUGGCUGAGAUCCCUGAGCAGUUUCUCUCCUAUAUGAGGGCCCGAGGAAUCAAGCCAUCACCUGCGCCUCCCCCAUACACUCCGCCUACACAUGUGUUACAGACUCAAAUAUGACUGUGCUCCCAAAUGCUAAGGUUAGCUACACAUCAGUUAGAGCUGCUGAGUUAAUGCCUUGUGCCUGGUGCUCUGUAAUGAACCAGGGAAUAAGACACUUUUCUCAGUUUGGUUUCAGCAGUACUGGUUAAUGUGCUUUCUUGGAUCCAAAAUUAACUCUCUUCCUAAACCAAAACUGUAAAUAUGGUUGUUGCAUGAGCAACAGAAAAAUUGUUUAAAUGCUUGAAGAAAAGUAUGGAUGUCCUCUCUGAAUCUUUUAAUUUUUCUUUUGACAGAAACAGCUAAUUUCCAAUGUAUUGUUGGGAAAAAGCACAAGCUAUGUUUUUAACUCAAAUAUCGUCUUUGACUGCUAUGUGUAUAGGAAAGCAGUCUCUCUGUAUCAAUGUUUACAUGUUACUACUUUUUAAAUUUCAAUACUUUUAUAACUGUUCUUAAGAAUAAGAGUUUUGAAUAUUGAAUCCUUUGUCUUCUAAAUUGCAAUAGCUAUAAUCACAAGAGCAAUAUCUCUUUGAAUGACUGUCUGGACAAAUAACAAUUGCAAAUAAGGGAAGGGAAAAAUGCUUUCAUAUUUCUCAGUAACUGGAUUGUCUUAGGAAGCCACAUCUGCUUAGUAAUCAGUUUCUCUGCCGUGUUUGCCGAGUCUGGGAGUUUAAGGUUGGCAGAUGUGUAUCCUGUAAGAACAUGCAUUUUUCAUAGAGUUUGGGUUCUAAAUUUAGACUGCAGCCAGUUUGUGUUUUGUAAAGCUAAGUGGAAAUUUUAAAAACUCAAACAUCGUGAACUCUAAAUGCACAGAAAAUACUUUGUGUAAAAAGUUGCAUCCUUACAUUAUAAUGUUAUUUAGAAAGACUGAAACCAAGAAUAUUUAACUGUGAACCAUGUAGCAGAUGUUUUAAACUUUUUACUCCAUUCUAUCUUGUCUAGGUAUUUUAAUUCAAAGGGAUACUGGCUCUCUUGAUUGGGAUUCCAUGUUAUCACUGUUCCACGUUGCCAUGCAGGGUGCACAGGCUGGAAGUCUUUUGUGAAAUUCCCAGUUAAACAUAUACGAUCAUGUGACUUAGUGCACAGCACAUUUGUGAAAUAACCUACUCCUAUAUACUGACCUGCCUGUUCACAAUUAAUUGUAAAGAGUUUUUGCAUGUACAGUUUUUACGAGAAUACAGUUUUGUGAAGUUGUGUCUAAAUUAAAGCAUUUCUUUAGAACAAAUGGCCUUAAAUUCUCACAGAAUUCCUGGAAAUGAUUGUGAAUUGCCUUCAAAUAAUAGAAAAGUGUAUUUAUUUGUGUGUGUGUGUAUGUCAACAAUGUAACUGCUUUAUAAUAUUUUUUCCUUACCAAUACCCUAUUUACUAUUUGGUUUAUUUCUACUGUAUGUUGUUCUCUUUGUUCCAGGUUGACCUAGGAUGACUUUUAUAAGCAUGAAACUAUUUUACUGGAAAUAAAAAUAUAUACAUCCACAUAUCUAAAAGCAUCAAUGUUACAAAACUAUGUAAUACUAAAUUGUCCAUUUUUAAGUAUGUAUUAAAAUAUUUAAAAGGAUAACUAUUCGCUUUGUACAUUUCAUGUAUGAAUGACAUGGAGUCUGAUCUUUCCUAUGCUGAACUUGCAUAUUUAUGUCAGUAUAGUUUAUUAACCUACAGAUUUUUUAAACUUAUCUCUACUCAUCAGCCCAAAAAACAAAAAUAAAUAAGAUCAAUAUUCUUUCGUGCUUGUCAAA
This is a messenger RNA of Lemur catta (Ring-tailed lemur), 3508 nucleotides long. It is a transcript of the gene CPNE8, whose product is annotated as copine 8. Bases 63 to 1796 code for a protein of 577 amino acids. The record is from RefSeq and is a predicted model, not a curated record. NCBI's taxonomy places the organism in Eukaryota, Metazoa, Chordata, Mammalia, Primates, Lemuridae. Gene Ontology annotation, molecular function: calcium-dependent phospholipid binding. The transcript has 20 exons. Gene Ontology annotation, biological process: cellular response to calcium ion. Gene Ontology annotation, cellular component: plasma membrane.